Gasterosteus aculeatus aculeatus (three-spined stickleback) is the source of this 5155-nucleotide messenger RNA. NCBI's taxonomy places the organism in Eukaryota, Metazoa, Chordata, Actinopteri, Perciformes, Gasterosteidae. The record is from RefSeq and is a predicted model, not a curated record.
CGAGCGGCUUUCCAGAAAGCAGCAACCUGUAACAGGCUCAGCGAUCCUCCCCCUGAUGGAUUAUUUAACAGACGCCGAGUCCCGUGUCGCCAUCUGCUAUAGGAAGAAAGACAAAAAAUAACACGCACACGGAGGAAUACUCUGCGGGGCAAAUGACGUGAGCAAACCGGGCGAAUAAAUCAAUCAGACAACGAUAAGUUAGCGGCACGCAAUACGACUUGCGCAAACAGGUGUUCUGCAGAGAGCGCGCGCAGCGAGCAGGUCGGUUCAUCGCUCAGAGGAAUAACCGUGCGCUUGGGUUUUACCUCAACAUGUGACGCGUCUCCCGAAUUUAAACGCGUCUGAACGGACUUCGCUUUUGAUCACUUUUUGGGGCUCUUUGAUGCGCUGCUUCGGCAACUGACUUUCAACCCGCGAACGUCAACCGAGUGCGAGCGGGAUGAUCUGAAGCUUGGCACACGCAAUGCCGACGCCUUCCGCCCGGUGAACGGGCCUCUCCGGAGGAACGAGUCCCCUCGGGCCUGCGGACGCAGGCGAUGGCGCCGGAGGGGGACGCCGCGCUGCUCGCCGCGAGGCAGGGCGACGUGCACACGCUCAAAUUGCAAUUAGCGCAAAAGGCGCUCACGCCCGAGGUCAGGGACGUGUUGGGGGCCUCGCCGGUCCACCACGCAGCCCGGGCCGGGAAACUAACCUGCCUGCGGUUCCUGGUGGAAGAGGCCGGACUGGAGGGAAACUGCCUGGCCAACAACGGGGCGAACCCGGCGCACGACGCGGCCGCCACCGGCAACCUGGCCUGCUUGCAGUGGCUGCUGACCCACGGCGGAUGUCGGCCACAGGACCGGGACAAUUCCGGUGCCACCGUUCUCCACCUCGCAUCCCGCUUCAGUCACCACGAGAUCACUGACUGGCUGCUGAAGAGAGGCGACGUGGACCCGGCGGCCUCCACCGAUACGGGCGCAGUACCUGUUCACUACGCUGCUGCCAAGGGAGACCUGGCCUCUCUCCGGCUGUUGCUGGGGCACAGCCCGAACGUUGUCAACACCCAAACAAAGAAUGGUGCCACACCGCUCUACCUGGCAUGCCAGGAGGGGCAUCUGGAGGUCGUCCAAUACAUGGUGAAGGUUUGUGGGGCAGAUCCUAGCGUCAGAGCCAAUGACGGGAUGACGCCUCUGCAUGCUGCUGCCCAGAUGGGCCACAACACUGUUAUCGUCUGGCUGGUCAGCUUCACAGAGAUCCGCCUGACGGACAGAGACAGUGACGGGGCCACGGCCAUGCACUUUGCAGCCAGUCGAGGUCACGCAAAGGUGCUCAGCUGGCUGCUGCUGCACGGCGGGGAGAUCAUCACUGACAAUUGGGGGGGAACCCCUCUCCACGACGCUGCAGAGAACGGUGAACUGGAGUGCUGUCAGAUCCUCGUAGUCAACGGGGUGGACCUGGCCAUCAGGGACCUGGACGGUUUCACUGCAGCAGAUCUGGCUGAAUACAACGGCCACUCGCAGUGUGCCAAGUAUCUGCACACUGUGGAGAACAUGAGUGUGGAGCACCGUGUUUUGUCGCGGGACCCCUCAAUGGACCUCGAGUACAAGCAGCCGGACUCGGGCCUCUCGUCCCCAAACACCACCAUGCCCCCCAUCAACCAGGCGGCCCACUUUGACAUCAGUUCGCCGUCCAGCUCCCUGUCCAACUACGACUCUGCCAACUCCAGCCAGUCCAGCACUGGGGAGAAAAGGAGCAGCCUAACAAAGCCACAAGGCGCACUCGCUCAGCUGAACACGGUCGCACACACAGGUGCAUCGGAGUCGGGCAUUACGGACAUGCAGGCGUACAUGGACAUGCUAAACCCCGACAUUGGCUCUGACGUGCACAAGAAGAACGACAUACCUGCUAAUAACGCCUCUAAGCCCCCACCUCCACCUCCACCACCACCACCACCAACCUAUCCACCCCCGCCUCCACCACAGUCACCCCCAGUGCCCCCGCCAGCCCCGACCUACCCAGCACCGCAGCCCCCUCAGGAGCCGACGUCAGCGGAGUUCCUGAAGGUGAAAAGCAGAUUGCGACACGUGGAGAGCACCAGCAGCAAGACGGAGCUGACUCUCGGAGAAAACCCAGACAAACUGCGCCGCGUGGAUUCAAACAGGAGGUCGAGGAGCUUCAGCAAGCAGCCCAGCACUGGGGACUACUACAAGGCCCUGGGCAGCGACUUGGCCGAGUCUGGAGGGAGCAAAAGCAUGGCGCCCAACGAGGAGGGCUCCAUGUUAUUGGAGGAGCCUAGCGACAGCUCCGCCCACAGCGCAAACAACGGCACCCCAGAGGAACCGGCAGCGUCCCCACCCCCCCCUCCUCCACCGCCGCCGCCUCCUCCUCUUCCUGCGAGCAAUCCGACACCAACACCACCUCCACCUCCUCCGUUGCCCCCGGAGACGGCAACCACUCCGAAUUUUUCUGCCAGUAGCACCUCCUCCAACCAGCGACGUCUAUCUUCCUCAUCAGGAAGCACAAAAUCUUUCAACAUGAUGUCCCCCACUGGCGACAACUCCGAGCUGCUGGCGGAGAUCAAAGCAGGGAAGAGCCUCAAGCCAACACCUCAGAGUAAAGGCUACACCACUGUCUUUUCCAACAGCGAACCCACAGGCAACAAUGAAACCGCCGCAUCUCCACCGGAGACCCGCACGUCCAGCCCACCAGCCAAGCCGCCGUCCCCGGCGCCGUCUCCCACGCCUGUAACCUCGCCACCCGCCACCCCGAGUCCCACUCCCAGCGCUACUGGUUCCGGAUCAGCCAGGACCAUGUCGACCUCCGCGAGCUACGAGCAACUGCCCUCCAACGCUGUUCUCAACGGGAACGGCGGCGGGGCGGAGUCGGGGCGGAAGAUGAGCCUCGCAGACGUGGAGGCGCUGGUGCCCACUAACGACGAACAGGGCAAAGCGAUCCCUGAGUGGAAGAGACAGGUGAUGGUGCGAAAGCUUCAGGUCAAGAUGCAAGAGGAGGAGGAGCACAAGCGCAAGGUUGAGGAGGAGGCUGCACGCCUGGCGUCCAUGCCGGCCUGGAGGAGAGACAUGAUGAAGAAGAAAAUGGAUGAGGAGAGAUGUGACAGGGAACAAAAAAAGAAAAUCCGAGCAGCAGGCCAAACAGGUGAAAGAGAUGGAGGAGAAGACGGAGCUGGAGCGACUACGGAACCUGGGUUACGACGAGACCAAGCUGGCCCCCUGGCAGCGACAGAUCAUUCUGAAGAAAGGGGAUUUAGCCAAAUAGUGAAGUGGGCCGUCUCCUCCUCCGACCCCCGUCCUCACACACCGACCCCAAGGCCUUCGCUGAACACCUCCCCGUCCCCGAUCCUCCGCCCUGCACUGUACACUGGACAGCGGGAAAGAGCUUGUCCUCCUCGGCGCCCCGUCUUCAACCUCCAGAGACACAGGACCACGCCUGCCGCCGUCCGCGGCGACUCCGAGGCUCAGCGCGACUCGCCGACCUCCCCUGAAAGUCUCAUUGACACAAACUCUCGGUCUUUUAGUGCUAACAAUAGCUAUGAAAUGCGCUGAUUCUCUUUGCUUUAGACACUUGCUAUAGCUGCAUGGGUCCUUAAAUGAAUUAAACUUCUCUGUAGUUUCUAUACCCUGAAUUAAUCGCAGUCGUUUCCUAUAGAAGAGUUACUGAAACAAAGAGGUUUGUGAUAGAUUGAAAGGGGCUUCCUGUGAGCAUGUCGCCAUGGGUCAAUGCAUGCACCUCCCCGUUAGCCAGACUCACCACUAUGUAAUAAAUGGAAAAGUAGCUCUACUACAGUUGUCAUCUGACGGUGGCUCAGCGAAUGCUUGUUAAAGCCUGAAGCAGCUAAUGCAUUCUGUAUGUAGGAUGCAUCAUAUCGACAUCAUCUUACAUCCUGAGUCGUGGGAUUUUUCUAUCAAGCUCAUUGAAGCACUUUCUAGAUGACUUCAGUUUACUGCCAGAGUUGUAACCCUAAAACUGCUCAAACUAACUCUGUGUCUUUAGAUAAGUGUGUUGUCAUUUGGAAUAUUGGUGUAUAGGAUAUUUUGAAUCACAUAAAAGAUGAUGUAGCUAAUUGAAUUGAAUUUGAGAAAAUAUGACUGGAAAAAUAAACCAACCUCAAUUUUUCUAUAUGUGAGUUAAAUAUUAAGCUAUUGUGGUCAUAAAUUUGAGUUAUUUCAUGCACGCAUAGUGUGUGUAUGUAUGUGUGUGUGUGUUGUAUGUUGUCAUCUGUUAAGCACAUUCGAACCCUGGAAACAACAACACGUGAAGAGCAGCAUCAAUAGGCCUCAUGUGCACACGGUGCAACGGUAGAGAAAAGCCACCAGUUCGUCCCGCGUCCUGUCCCGCGUCCUGUCCCACUAACCUGGAGGAUAAAUCUUUGAUGAGCGGAUCUGUUUACAGAAUAGGGAUUACACUGCCGGACACGGCCGUAACAUUAAAUGUUGAUUUGAUGAUGUCCGCUGUGUACUCAUAGUCUGUGAAGAGUGUGAGGAGUCCACAAACAUCUCAUUAUAACUAGAUGAAGCAGAUAUAGAAAAUGUUCAGUUUCAUUGACAUGUGGGAAGAUACUUCAUGUGAUUGAACUGACCGUUAAAAGGUUAAUGAUAAAGCUAAUUUUGUUCAUAAUUGCUAAACUGCUCCUUCCACUUCCAAUAUUCCUUGGAUUCACACAUUUGCUGGGGUUACGUUUGUGAAUUUGGGGUUAAAUACGGAAAUGGUGGAAUUUAUUGAAUACUAUUUGAAACGUUUAGGAAUAACUAAACUCACAAUCAUGUUGAAUGUCUCUGCUAAUCGUGACACACAAAUGUUCCCACAAAAUGUAAAAUACUGUCUGUUACAUUUAUGUUGGAUGUAGAUUUUUGCAUGGUAUCAAGCUGCACAUCAUGUCUUCAAAGACACGGUCCUGGUUGGGGAAUCGUUUGGAGAGGUUUAAAUUCACUUUCAUCGGAUGCCAUAUGAUGUUGAAAUUAAAAAUGAUGUAAACAUCAUUGCCAUUUGAUUUUCUAUAUAUUUAAACUCUGUAUAUAGUGACCUUCUAAGAUGUUAGUUGUUUCAUUAUUUCCAUAAUGCAAUAUCUCAGCCUUGCUUGAAUAGAAUAUUGGCUAAUCAUGUAUAAUUAUAUUUUCAGACUGAAAAUGACAAGAAUAAAUCUUUAAUCACCAAACAA